AUGUCUUCAAAAAGAACUUACGAUAGUGGCUGUAAAAAACGUAAAGCAAAAGAACUAAAGAUUGAAAAUCUGAAUCUCAUUAGAGGUUCUAUGAAAAAAUUUCUACGAAAAACAAAUAUUUCUGAAAAUGAAGCAUUGACAGACCAGAGUUCAGAAACAGCGAUUUUAGAUUUGUUGAGUGAAAAUGUUUUGGAAAAUAAUUUACAUAUGCAAAAAGAUAAUGUUAAUGAAAAUAACAUUGAAAUGAAUAGUGGUAGUGAAUUAUCUUCAACUUUUAAAAUUAUAAACUCAUUGAAAGAAAAUACUGUUGAGGCAUCUAAUAUGGAAUCAAAUUUUGAAAACAGCAAAAUCCAAUCACACAGUUCUAUUGAAAGUAAUGAGGACUUUAAUAACUUAGGUAUUUCUGAUGAUUUUUCUUUGGAUUUGAAUUGUGAAUUUCCGACUGAUCGUGGAAAGUUUCCUGAUAUUAUUAAAAAUUCCAAUUUAAAAAGACAAAUAAUUUCGUUCGGUCCUUGCAAACCAAAUAUCAAAUUUCCGCUUAGUACCACGUAUUUUGAAGACAGUAAAGACAGCAAAAGCAGAAAAUUUUCCGUUGAAUAUUAUUUUACUACAAAUUUGUCUGGCCAAAAAAUACCCCGAGGCUGGCUCUGUUAUUCUAUUAUACUUGACAAAGUAUAUUGUGAAUCAUGUUGGUUGUUUGCAGAUAGAAAACAUUCUUAUUUCAAAUCAAAUUGGAUAAACGGAAUAGACGACUGGCAACAUUUAACACUGAAAAUUAAUAAACACGAAUCAUCUGUGCAGCAUAUUGAAGCUGUUAAAUUACGUACAAUUUGGACAAAAAAUUUAACAAUUGAUCAAUCAAUAGAAAUAUUAAUAUCUAAAGAAGCUCAGAAAUGGAGGGACAUUUUAACUCGUUUAAUAAAAAUAAUUUUAUUUUUAACAGCUGGAAACACUGCCCUUCGAGGCAAUGAAAGAAAAUUGUCUGAAACUAAUCCAUCUGAAGAAAAUUUUAUUCGGGCUGUUAGACUUCUUGCUGAGUUUGAUCCUGUGUUAAAUAGCUUACUACUCACUGAACAAUCACGAGUUAAAUAUUUGAGUUGGAAAAUUCAAAACGAAUUAAUUGAAAUAUUAGCUACUAACUUGCAACAGUUGAUAUGUGAAGAAAUCAGAUCAGCUCAAUGUUUCUCUAUCAUAAUUGAUUCUACGCAAGAUAUAACCAAGAUUGACCAAGUUAGUUUUAUUUUUCGGUACACAAUUGUUGAUUAUAAAGAAUCUAAGUUAGAAAUCAAAGAAUCAUUUUUAGGAUUUUAUCCCUUAGAUAAACAUGAUGCUGAAGGACAUGUUAAUUUAAUUAAAGCAGUUUUAAAUACUCACAACUUGGAUAUUAGUAAAUGCAGGGGCCAAGGUUAUGAUGGUGCCUCUGUAAUGAGCGGUUGUUUCUCAGGUGUUCAAAAAAGAAUUACAGAUAUAAUUCCUAAUGCAUCAUUUGUACAUUGUGCUGCUCACAAUUUGAAUCUUGUGUUAUCAGAUAUGGCAAAAAGUACACCAAAAAUCAGUAGUGCUCCUAGAUGGGCAACUUUGGCCUUAGGAGAUGAUGUUGCUAAAAUAGCUUAA
Metopolophium dirhodum (rose-grain aphid) is the source of this 1614-nucleotide messenger RNA. RefSeq names its product zinc finger MYM-type protein 1-like. Lineage: Eukaryota; Metazoa; Arthropoda; Insecta; Hemiptera; Aphididae. The record is from RefSeq and is a predicted model, not a curated record. Bases 1 to 1614 code for a protein of 537 amino acids. The transcript has 6 exons.